GAGCUCGCCGAGAGACACGCUGUCAAACAUGGACGAGCAGGUUCGGCAUCAGUUCGAACUGCUGAGGCAGGAGUUCGCGGCUCAAAUAGGUCAGGCAGCCGACGAGAUGAGGAGGCUGGAGAACGAGAAUCAGCGUCUUCAGCAGCAGGUGGCAGGAGGCCUCGCGGCAAUCCCGCAGGCGAUCGAGCGGAUGGGCGAGCAGAUCAGAGGCGCGACGAGCGCGGGUGGAGCCGUUCAAGGUCUCGUAGACACCAAGGGGAUCGGCAAGCCCACGACGAUGGGCGACGACCAAGAAAAGUUCGGCGCCUGGAAUCGCAAGAUGGAGAACUACGUGAUCGGCGUGUACGGAGAGAGUUUUCGCCCUGUUCUUCGGUGGGCAGCCGAAGCCGAACGCCCCGUGACGAUCGAGGGAGCUCGGGCGGUGCACGACGGAGUUCCAGAGCUGGAGACCAAGGUCAACCAGCUGUACGCGGCGCUGCUCAGCACGACGGCGGACGGCAGCGAGAGCAACGACCUCGUGACGGGCGCCCCCGACGGGAACGGUCUCGAAGCCUGGCGGAAGCUCCACCGCAGGUGGGAUCCGACGACAGGCCCGAGGAAGAGGCUGAUCCUGAGGUCGAUCAUCUCGCCUCCGAAGUGCAGCGCGGACGAGCUGGGGUCCGCCUUAGAGAAGUGGAUCCAGCAGAUAGGCAGGUACGAACGCCGCCAAGGAGAAGAUGGUCUGGCCGAGCUGCCGGAGGAUAUCAAGAUGGCGGCCCUCGAGAUGCUCGUGCCUCAGGACAUCGAGAACCACCUCGUACUCAACAAGCAUCGGCUCGUAACGUUCCAGGACAGUCUGAACGAGGUAAUGACGAUCGUAGAGGCUCGGACCGGCGUGAAGAUCAAGGAGCCAUCGAUCCGUGCGCGGGCGCAUCAUCCGGACGACAUGGACGUCGGAUCGUUCGGAGCCCCGAAAGGCAAAGGCAAAGGCAAGGGCAAGGCGGCAGGCAGCCUGGAGGAGGAGCCUGAAGCGGAGGUCGCCGCUCUGGACAUGGGCAGCUUGGACUGCCUGGAGCUCGCCAGCGGCAGCGGCCGCGGCAUAGCGGCGGUCGACCUCUCCCCCUUCGCGCAGGACGACUGGAUGAAGUUCAACUGGGACAGCGGUGCAGCUAUCUCAGCAUUCCCUCGGAGCUUCGCGCCGCCGACGGGAAUGAAGGGCAACGGCAGCACGUAUCGUACGGCCAGUGGUGAGCUCGUCCCGGACGAGGGCAGCUUGCAGCUCAAGGCGGAGGACGAGUACGGAGUGCUACGAGCACUCAAGGGACGCGUGACGAACGUGCACAAGCCGUUGAUCUCGGUGGGGCAGGCAGCAGGAGCUGGACAGUGUUCAUUCCUGGGUCGCAAUGGCGGCUGGAUAUUCCACGAGAAGAGCCCAAUCGGCAAGCGCGUGGUAGGCAUGCUCGAGAAGGAGGCGAAGGCGGCGAAGCACCAGAUGCUGCCGGUCUAUCGCGAGCAGGGCGUCUACAACUUCUACCUCAAGAAGGGCCAACAUGGCUCGGUUGCUCCUCUCGAGGAGGGACUUUCGGCGAAGUCGAAGUCCGAGCUAGUGGAGCUCCUCAGCGGCAAGUCGAAGGAGGAGCUGCUGGAGAUCCUCGAGAAGACAGACGACGAGACGGCGGUGCCGGUGGUCUCGUCCGACUACGCCUUCAUGGGCCAGGACGACGCGGACACCAUGCCGAUGCUGGUACUUAGGGAUCGGCGCUCGAAGAUGAUGGCAGCGACAUUCGUGGAGAAGAAGGGCGACGACGCCUACGCCAUCAAGUUCUUCGCACGCUUCUUGCGGAUCCUGGGCUACAGGAAGAUCGUCAACAAGUCCGACGGCGAGCCGGCGAUCCUGUUGGUCAAGAGGCGUGCGGUGGAGGAGGUUCCUGGCCUCGAGGCCAUUCCCCAGGAGUCGGCACCGGCCGAUCAUCAGGCCAAUGGGGAGAUCGAGGUCACGGUGCGCGAGAUUAAGAAGCAGGUGCGGGCGCUCAAGAUGGACCUGGAGUCCAAGCUGGGCGUCAAGGUGGAGGACAAGCACCCGGUGCUAGCGCACCUGCCGGAGCACGCCGCAUCGGUAAUCAACCGAUACCGGCGCGGCCAGGAUGGCAAGACCGCUCUCCAGCGGCUCACGGGACGGCAGUGGAGGAAGCCGGUCCCGCUCUUCGGCGAGCGCUUGAUGGCGCGGUUCGCCGGGGAGCGCGCGAGGAAGAACGCGCUGGAGGAGCAGAUGGUGGAGGCUCGCUACAUCGGCCACCACCCGCGCGACGGCUCGAUGAUGGUCAUCACGAGCGACGGCGUGAAGAAGGCGGUAGGCUUUCGCAGCCUGCCGCAGAGCGAGAAGUGGAUCACGGCGGGCUGGGAUGGCCUGAAGGGCCUGCCGUGGGACGUGGCUCCGCGUGCGGCAAGCGCGCCGCGGGCCAUCGUCGGACCUGGAGAGGUCGGACCGCCACCAAUUGUGGUGGUGUCGCCGCAGCCGCAGGCGCCGAGGAGGAUGUACGUCCUCAAGGCGGACGUCGAGCGGCUGGGCGCAACGCCGGGAUGCCCAGGGUGCGUCUCGAUCGCCAAGCACGGCAAGGUGCUGGCUGGCCAUGCGCACAACGCGGUGUGCAGCAAGAGAAUCUUCGAAGCGCUGGACGCUGAGGAGGCAGGCCGGGAGAGGACCGGCCAGUAUCGAGAGCGGAGGCAGGGCCAAGAGGCCAGAGUCCGACCAGCGGCAGCGGCCGCGGCAGGGACCCCUCCGCCGAAGACGGCUCGGAGGAUCACCGAGCCGGUGGCAGCGGCGGCGGCGGCAUCGGCCGCGCCGGCCGCGACCCGAUCGGCAGCAGCGCCAGCCGCGGCAGCCGCAGCGGCGCGCAUGCGAGAGAGCCAGCCGGUAGCAUCGGGCUCCGGCGGGGCGGCUCCUUCAGGAGGAGCGAGCUCCAGUUCGGGAGCAGUGCGAGCGGCAGAGGCCGCCGAGGAUGUCGACAUGACCGCGACCAGGUCGCGGCUGAAGCGCUUGGCGGAGGUGGCCCCGGAUGACGUGCCGGAGGCCCUCGAGCGCGGCGAUCCACAGCCGGCAGACGUGCCGGUACCGGUGGACAUGGAGGAUCUCGCGGCGCAGCCGGCGCCAGCGGAAGGACCUCAGCUGCCAGCUGGAGUGGCAGUCGUGUGGGACGCCAGUGAGGGGAGGCACAUGCGGGUGCUCGCCCUCGAUGUGGCGUCGAUCGAGCUGGUUGAGCUCGGAGUGCUGACGAGAGCGAAGGCGGAGUUGCUCCCGCUCGUUCGCGAACAGGUCAGCGGCCAUUGGGCCAGCGCCGGCGUGGACAUCGCCGACGAAGAGGUGGACAGCAUCGCCCUAUCGGCGUUGCAGCUGGGCGCCGUGGACGUGGCCGAGGUGUACUCGCCACAUCGGUUCUCGGCUCGGGCAGCGGAAUUUCAGCUGCGCCCGGGCUUCGCGGCGGACCUGGAGGAACUCAAGGAGGACGGGGCGCCGUGGGACUUGCGGCGCCCCGAGGAUGUCAAGGAGCUCGAGAGGCAGCAGGAGCGGAUGGAUCCCAUCCUGCUCACGGGGUCCCCUCCAUGCGAGAAGUUCAGCUUGCUGAGGGGCCUGAGCGCCAAGUUCAGGACCGAUGAGCAGGAGGCGGCUGAGAUGGAGGAGGCCAGACACCACCUGAAGGUGGCAGUCGACGCCUACUGGCGUCAGCUCAGGAAGCCAGGCAGGUACUUCCUGCAUGAGCAUCCCUGGAGCGCGCGAUCGUGGAAUGAGGACAUCGUCAAGGAGCUGGUCGCGCAUCCAGGAGUCUUCACGGUCAAAGGCCCCAUGUGUCGGUGGGGCAUGAAGCUCGCGAACCCACGCAGUGGUCAGGAGGAGUUCGUGCGCAAGGAGACCGGAUGGGUCACCAACCAUCCAGGCUUAGCCCGGAGGCUGCAGGGCACUUGCAGCCAUGUGGACGGCCGCGCGGAAUGGCAUCGCCACAUCACGCUCGUGGGCGGCAUCGCGCGGUUCGCGAAGGUCUAUCCACCGAAGUUGGUAGAGGCGGUGCUGGAGGAGCUCAAGGACACGCUGGAUGACGUGGGAGAGCUCAGCACCGCCCAGGUGCAGCAGUCGGGCCCAGUCCCUGUGGACGCGGCAGUGCCGCCCGGGGACUGGACGAGUUACUGGGGCGACGUCAAUGGCGGCUACCUGGAGGCGGGCCUUGUGGCCCAGGCUCGCGCGGUCGAGCGCGAGUGGGUCAAGAAGCAGGAGCUGAUCGAGAUCGUCCCGAGGUCUCAGGCUUUCGCCGAGACUGGGCGUCCGCCCAUCCCACUCAAGUGGGUCGACACGAACAAGGGUGACGCGGAGAGGCCCAACUACAGGAGCAGGCUCGUCGUGAAGGAGAUCAAGGCGAAGAAGCGCCCCGACGAGCAGCUGGAGGCGUCCGAGGUCUUCUCGGCCAUGCCUCCUCUGGAGGCCAUGCGGUCGCUGGUCUCGCUGAUGGUCACGUGGACGCGGGAAGCACCGCUCCACAUUCAGGAGUCGCUUCGCAAGAAGGGCAGGAAGCCGGGCAACUUCAAGAUCGGCUUCUUCGACAUCAGCAGGGCGCACUUCUACGGGAAGGCGCAGCGGAGGAUCUUCGUAGAGCUGGAGGAGGAGAGUCGCAAGGAGUACGGCGAGGACAAGUGCGGCCUACUCCUCAAGUCCUGGUACGGCACGCAGGACGCCAGCAAGAUCUGGCAGGGCGACUACACGGAGCUGCUGGAGGAACACGGCUACAAGGCGGGCGUGUCGUGCCCAGCGGUCUUCUACAAGGAGGUGGACGAGACGAGGCUGCUGGGGCACGGCGACGACUUCGCGGUGCUGGCUCAGCAGCAGGACAUCGACAGCUUCGAGGCCACGCUGGGCAAGAAGUACGAGUUCAAGAAGACUGCGAACCUAGGCUUCGACGAGGGCGAUGACAAGCAGGCGGUCUUCCUGAAUCGGGUCAUCGAGGUCAGUGCGGGAGUUCCGCCUGGCGGUGGCCGGCCCUGCCGGCAUGCGAUGAUCGAGCCGGACAAGCGGCGCGCGGAGAUCGUGAUCGACGAGUUGGGUCUCAGCAAGGCCAACGGCGUGGACACGCCGAUGGAGAAGCGCAGCGCCGACAAGCAGAUGAUGGAUGCGAAGUCGGCGGCGUUGGGAGCAGCGGAAGCUUCGCGCUUCCGAUCCCUCACCAUGAGGGUGGCCUACCUGUCUCAGGACAGGCUGGACUUGGCAGAGGCAUCAAAGACGCUCGCUAGGUCCAUGCAGACGCCAACGGAGGCGAGUUGGCUCAUGCUCAAGAGGGUUGGCCGCUACCUCAAGCGGCAUCCUAGCACGGUGACGGUUUUCACGGAGCAGAAGAUGUUCGACAAGAUCCGGGUGUACGUGGACUCCGAUCAUGCGGGCUGCGCAGUCACCCGGAAGAGCACCGGAGGCUUCGUGGCGAUGCUGGGGCAUCAUGUCGUCAAGCAUGGCAGUAAUCUGCAGUCGACGGUUUCUUUGAGCAGCGGAGAGAGCGAGUACUACGCCCUGGUGAAGGGCGGGAGCGUGGGCCUGGGCCUUCACAGCCUCUUCGCGGAUUGGGGGCUGGACCUGAAGGUGGAGCUUGCCUCGGAUUCAUCGGCGGCCCGGGGCCACGUCCAACGGCGGGGUCUCGGGAAGAUGCGACAUGUUCAAUCACGAUACUUGUGGAUCCAGGAGCGCGUGGGUAAGGGCGACCUCUCGAUCGCCGCGGUUCCUGGUAAGAACAAUGUCGCGGACGUGCUGACCAAGAGCGUGGGUGGCUCCCUUUUGAGGAGACACAUGGCGACGCUCAACAUCUGGGAUCGGACACCGAGUUUGACUCAGAAG
Molecule: messenger RNA, 5845 nt
Organism: Prorocentrum cordatum
Lineage: Eukaryota; Dinophyceae; Prorocentrales; Prorocentraceae
Source: the annotation of a GenBank genome assembly